ACACCACAGCCUCCUCCGCUGCCUCUCUCACUCUCUUGCUGUCUUGCGUCCACAUCUCUUCCAUUUCUCCGUCUGGUCCGCGUCUAUUUCUGCUUCUUGCUGAGUUCCCUUCGUUUCCUAGUCCUUGUUUUUGAUUCUACAUCUUAGACAUGCUCCUCACGUGAAGUCUGCCAACUUAAAAACAAAGAAAGAAGCAAAUACUCUGUCGGGGAAUAGGAGAGAAAAUCACGCACUUUUGAAUCUUUCUCUGAGCGCAUUGGCUUGAACGGUGCAGCACCAUGGACCUGUCAUUCAUGGCUGCCCAGAUCCCAGUUAUGACAGGAGCCUUCAUGGACUCCUCGCCCAAUGACGACUACAGCGGAGACCACUCGCUGUUCAACUCCUCAGCCAGCGUCCAUGCUGCCGCCUCAGCUGCAUCAGUACACGGCCAACAGGAUGACUCACAGUCCAUGUCCAGUGAUGCCAUCUGGCUUUGGAUUGCCAUCAUUGCCACCAUUGGAAACAUUGUGGUUGUGGGUGUUGUCUAUGCCUGCACUUUCUGAUGAACAUAUGCUUACAUAGACAAACACAUUCUGCUUUUUCUGGAUUUCUGGACCUUUGAGCGAGGCCACACUUUGUAGACAGACACAUACUCUCUACCACCUUUUAUUCUCUCUCCUUUAGCUUUGGAUCAGUUUGGGCUCUUGAGAGUGUGGAGAUGUGACACUAGACAAUGACUUAUAGACCGAAACCUUUAUUCAUCAGUGGGAAAGACUGGGACUUGGCUGCAUUUGUCAGUACCAACUGAUUUUUGAUGCUACAACUUAAGGUUUGAGGUGAAGCUUUUGGGUACAACAGCUCUUUAGUUAAAAACUGAGAAAAUAGACCUGCACUCUCAACCAAGAAUCAAAGAAACAUUUUUUUUUUAGCUUAAAUUUGUUUUUGUAUUUCUCCUCAACACAUUCACUUGUAAUGCAGAGAGGAGAAUGGAGAUUAGGUGGGUUUUAAGAUUUAGGUUGAUCCAGGCCUUAAACAUCCACCAGAUAACUACUAACCAAUUUGGGUCAGUGAAGUUUAUGUGGCCGAACAAAGAUGGUGAAUGUUAAAACAUUUAGAAAGUACUAAGAUUAUUUUCAUGCUAGGCAGCGUGAAAGGCCAAUCUGUGUGUGGAUGAACAAUAUGGACACUGAUCAUCGGUGCACUGUGUAUAGUGUUUCUACACAGUAUUACUGACAAGAGAACAGUACACAGACUGUCAUUCAACUCCCUUUGGUCCAGUACAUGCUGUUUUCUGAAAUGUUAACUCAAAUAAUGAUGACUAAAACAAAGACAGUUCCUCUCACUUACAGUAAUAUCCAGCAGAGAUUAUGGGAAAAUCUAAUUGUGUUUUCAUGUUGUGUUCCGCUAUAGAAAUGACAGAUGUUAACAAAACCAAAUUAGAAGCACAAAUUAAAUCAAACACAUGCAGCUUUCUCUACUUAUUGACCUAAUGAUUUUUUUCAGUAGCUUUUAUUUUCUCAGUAAGCACAGUCUGAAAAUAAUUUUCUAUCACUUAGGCUUAAUACUGUCAGAAACAGAAGGUGAACAUUCCUGAUAUUACAAUACAAGUAAAUUAGUGCAGAUGUUUCUGUGUGUUGUUUCUGGAAGUAAUGUAACCUUGACCAGAUCUUUAGUGAAGAAAUCUAUUCUAAUGUGAGUAGGAAAGUGAUGCCUCAUUUUGAAAUUAAAGUUUGUCCUUUAUAAAUUCACUGUUCAAUAAAUUACUUUUCUGUUACUGUGCAUCUAUCAGAGAAAGCAGUCUCCAUGGCAACUAAUUAACUAACUAAUAACUUAACUUUGAGACACAUACGUUAACCUGCAGCCAUAGAUGCAAUCAAUUGUUUUCAAAGAAAGCAGAAAAUGCAAAGCACUGCAUUUAGUUUAAGGCUAUUUUAAUUUUUCCAAAUGUGAUGUCAAAGUCAAUAAGUUGUUUUAUAUGUUAACUAGUUGUUCUUUACCCGAUAGACUGACUAAUGUCUAUGUUUAGACAGAAGCUUAAUGAGAAAUCCAAAGAGAGAACUUUUUUUUUAGUUAACUUAUUUAUUUGCUCUUUCCCCUGAGAGGGUAAUAUUAAUAUGCUUUAGGUUAAAGGACAAACAAGCCUGACUUGUAAACACCAUAACUGAUUAUAUGUUUAUACACACACACACAACAAACCAAUACUAGCUUACAGUUUCAAAUGUACUAAAUAAGAAGAGCUACACACACCAGCUUAAUUUCUGUUAGUGUACUUGUACAAUGUUAAAACAAGAGUUUUAAACCUGUUAUUUUUAUUAAGUAGUUGAUGUAGAAAUAUUCAGGCAUGUUGUACACCACAUCCACAAUGCUCCUUUUGUAAAGACACCUACUAUUAAAAUGUCUGUAUUAAUGCCUAUUGGUUUUUUCUGUUGAUAAAAGAGGGAUUUGUGUCCACUGAACCAGUUCAUCAGCACUGAAAGCGUCAAGUGAAGAAUAUUGCACUUGAAACACUUGUGGCUAAAUGCAGACUUUUGCCUUUGAACACUGCUUGAUGAUGUGAGAAGGCGUUUCAGCUCCAUCUUUUCUCCACAUGAAUCACCUGGCAUUACCUUUGGUGAAGCCAGUCCACUGGCAGACAUUACCAGUCACUGUAGAAAAAAGCCAUACACUUUAUUGUUUAGAUGGUCUUGUCUAAACAAAUGUCAUAAAGAAUUUAGUGGCAUUAAAAGGAAAAUGCAUUAACACAUUAUUAUCACGUUAACGCUGACAGCCCUGGUUAGCAUGCAAAUGCUUGGUAAUUAGCAAUAAACACAUCACAGUUGAGGCUGAUGGAAUGUCACUAGCUUUGCAGAUAUUAUAUCAUAACCCAAAGAAAUGAACGUGAUUAUGGCACUAGAUGAAAGGUUUAGGGAUUGGGAUCACCACAGUUGUUACAAUUCCUCCUAAAGGGAAUAUGAAUGUUUGUACAAAAUGUUGCUCAACUCAAUCUAGAAAAUGCACCAAUAGUGAAAACUUGCCAGAGUCAUUAGGAUUCAUUCUCUGGGCAGCUGAACCAAAUGUCAUGGCAGAAUCUAGUUGACAAAGACAUUAAUAAACAUAAAAAUGUUCAUUAUGGUGAGAGAAAAAAAAAUCAAGGGAUCACCAAAGUCAGCAGUUCCUAAUUCUCUAGAAACUAUGAAUGUUUGUACAAAAAGCCACCAUAUAUUUUAUUCUGCACCAAAGUGGUGGAUUGACAUUGCUGUGUCUAGGACCAUGCUGCUAGUAUGGCUGAGGUUCUCACAAUAGUAUGAAUAAAUAAAUAAUCAUAACAAUCCAGAAUGUGUUACUCUCAGACAUUUAUGGUUGCACAGCCAAUCCCUGUCAGGGAGAGGUGAUGUCAAAUGCAUUUAGAAAUCCAUCUUUAUGCCCCCUUACAGGUUAAAUCAGCCCCUUCCCCACUAGAUAGACAGCUUGGUUUGAUAAUAUCUAUUCAUCUCACUUCAAAUUUGCCAUGGACCUUUCUGGUACCCCCUCAGCAGAGGAGAUAGAGCUGAAAAUGGAGUCAGCUGCAGAUGAUCUUCAAACAACCUUCACAUUGUUUAUGCCAUUUGUUGUGCCUUUCCUCUGUAUUCAAUCUAGCGACAUAGUAGUGAAAGAAAAUCACAAGGGCUUCUCUACAACUGGUGAAUAGUAGAGGCAGUGAGCCUCAAAAAAUUCCUGGGCAAGAGGAAGAUGAAAUGGAUAGCCACUGGCCUCUCCUGGGCUAAUCUAUGGUAAUGCAUGGUAAUUAUUCGACUUUGUGGCUAAAACUUCAUUUUUAAUCUGUACAAGAUUAUACAAACCCAGUACAAGGUUGAAGGUUCGAAUCAUGGUGCCUGCAGUCCACAUGUUGAAG
Molecule: messenger RNA, 3850 nt
Organism: Monopterus albus (swamp eel)
Lineage: Eukaryota; Metazoa; Chordata; Actinopteri; Synbranchiformes; Synbranchidae
Exons: 2
Coding region: 279-542 (87 amino acids)
Source: RefSeq, a predicted model, not a curated record